AUGGAGAUCGCCAUUGUUGUCUGCCUCGUACUCCUCUUGCCAUCAUCCAUCUUCUGUUCCAACGGUUCUGUUCUUAGAGGAAAACCCACUUCGGUUGGUUCCGAAACACGAGGAGCAGACUUGUCCGUGCGAAACAGACGCAUCAACUCUGUCAUUGUCAAUGUCCAUAGCUAUGGCGCUCGAGCUGAUGCUCGAACUGACAACUCCAAGGCAUUUCUAGCAGCGUGGAACAAAGCAUGUAAAGCUUCAGGUUCUGUAGUUCUUGUAAUUCCGAAAGGCGUCUACUCUCUUGGUCCUCUUAGAUUUGCCGGACCCUGCAGAAACGUGUCAGAUAUCACCGUCCAUCUCAAGGGUCAUCUGAAGGCGGUGACCGAUCUGUCAAAGUACAGAUCGGGGACCGGUUGGAUUGAAUUUGGAUGGAUAGAUGGCUUAACCUUGACCGGAGGAGGUACCUUUGAUGGUCAAGGAGCCUCAGCUUGGCCUUUUAAUGGCUGCCCCACUGAUUUCAACUGCAAACUCCUCCCGACCAACGUGAAGUUUGUGGGGAUGAAUAGAACAGUUAUAAGAGGGAUAACUUCGGUCAACAGCAAGUUCUUCCACAUAGCAUUAGUAGAGUGCAGAGAUUUCAAAGGGACAAGAAUCAAGAUCUCUGCUCCUUCCGACAGUCCCAACACUGACGGUGUCCACAUCGAACGCAGCUCCAAUGUCUAUUUCUCCCGUUCAAGUAUCGCUACUGGAGAUGACUGUGUCUCGAUCGGGCAAGGAAAUUCUCAGAUAACCAUCACCAGCAUUAGAUGUGGACCAGGCCAUGGCAUCAGUGUUGGAAGCCUUGGAAGAUAUCCGAACGAGAAGGACGUGAAGGGACUCGUGGUAAGAGACUGCAGAAUGAUUGGUACCACGAACGGAAUCAGGAUCAAGACAUGGGCUAACUCGCCUGGUUUGAGCUCGGCGACCAACAUGACAUUCAAGAACAUCAUCAUGAACAAUGUCACCAAUCCCAUCAUCAUCGAUCAAUCCUACUGUCCAUUCUCUUCCUGCACGUCCAAGGUACCGUCGAGGGUGAAGCUGAGUGAUAUAUACUUCAAGAACAUAAGAGGGACAUCAUCGUCGGCCAUUGCAGUUCAGCUGCAUUGUAGCAGAGGCAUGCCUUGUCAGAAUGUUUACCUCGAAAACGUUCAUCUUGAUUUGUCUUCAUCAGGAGGAAGAAGACAAGCUUCUGCUUCUUCUUCAUGCAGAAACGUGAGAGCCAAAUAUAUUGGAACGCAGAUUCCUCCACCAUGUCUCUGAUAUGAUCUCAU
Molecule: messenger RNA, 1298 nt
Organism: Tarenaya hassleriana
Lineage: Eukaryota; Viridiplantae; Streptophyta; Magnoliopsida; Brassicales; Cleomaceae
Product: exopolygalacturonase
Exons: 6
Coding region: 1-1287 (428 amino acids)
Biological process (GO): carbohydrate metabolic process
Molecular function (GO): polygalacturonase activity
Source: RefSeq, a predicted model, not a curated record